AUGACGAGCAAAAUGACAGUUGAAUCUAGUGUUAGCGACGAGGAGUUGAAUAGCCGUUUGCUCUCUCUCACUCACUCAUCACUCCCCCCACAUCGUUCUCUUCUUCUUCUUCUUCACUCCCGCCCGCCAAGAGAAUUAAUUCACUAUCCAUAUCCCUUAAUUUCCAUGGCCAAGGACGUUGAAGUCGGCGAGCAUGGCGGUGCCUUCUCUGCCAAGGACUACCAGGACCCGCCCCCGGCCCCUCUCAUCGACCCCGAGGAGCUGACCCAGUGGUCCUUCUACAGGGCCAUCAUCGCCGAGUUCAUUGCCACCCUCCUCUUCCUCUACAUCACCGUCCUGACCGUCAUCGGCUACAAGAGCCAGACCAACCCCGCCGAGGCCAAUGACCCCUGCGGAGGCGUCGGCAUCCUCGGCAUCGCCUGGGCCUUCGGCGGCAUGAUCUUCAUCCUCGUCUACUGCACUGCCGGCAUCUCCGGCGGCCACAUUAACCCAGCAGUGACAUUCGGGCUGUUCCUGGCGAGGAAGGUGUCGCUGGUCCGAGCCAUCAUGUACAUGGUGGCUCAGUGCCUGGGAGCCGUCUGCGGCUGUGGGCUGGUGAAGGCGUUCCAGAAGGCUUACUACGUCAGGUACGGCGGGGGCGCCAACGAGCUCGCCCCCGGCUACAGCACCGGCACCGGACUCGGAGCUGAGAUCAUCGGCACCUUCGUCCUCGUCUACACCGUCUUCUCAGCCACCGAUCCCAAGCGAAACGCCAGAGAUUCCCAUGUCCCUGUUUUGGCACCACUCCCCAUUGGAUUCGCAGUGUUCAUGGUCCACUUGGCCACAAUCCCGAUCACCGGCACCGGCAUCAACCCGGCCAGAAGCUUCGGAGCCGCUGUGAUCUAUGGCAAAGACAAGGCCUGGGAUGACCAGUGGAUCUUCUGGGUUGGGCCUUUCAUCGGCGCAGCUGUCGCCGCCUUCUACCACCAGUACAUCCUCCGAGCUGGGGCGGUGAAAGCUCUGGGAUCCUUCAGGAGCACCGCCUGAUCGCAUGCGUUUGUUGAAGCUGAAGAACUGGGAACUUGGUAAUCUUGAGGUUAAGAGGGGGAAUUAAUUGGGGCCAUGGAUGGGGAAAGAAAGAAAGAGAAGCUGUAAAUAAGAAGUGCUGGGGCACUGGUUUUUGUCUUGCCGGUGCCGCCAUUGUUAUCAUUUUCUUGCUCUGGAUUCCGUCUUACCUUUCUCUUUUGUCUGUUUGUUUGCUCUGCUGCUGUGCUGUGGGCUCGUGGGUCAUGUUGUUGUUAGCAUUUUAAUAUUAAUAUAUUACCAGCAAGUGCUUUUGUGUUUGUUUA
This is a messenger RNA of Diospyros lotus (date-plum), 1328 nucleotides long. RefSeq names its product aquaporin PIP2-4-like. Gene Ontology annotation, biological process: transmembrane transport. The record is from RefSeq and is a predicted model, not a curated record. The transcript is spliced from 4 exons. Lineage: Eukaryota; Viridiplantae; Streptophyta; Magnoliopsida; Ericales; Ebenaceae. Gene Ontology annotation, molecular function: water channel activity. Gene Ontology annotation, cellular component: plasma membrane. Bases 1 to 1026 code for a protein of 341 amino acids.